Molecule: messenger RNA, 4221 nt
Organism: Periophthalmus magnuspinnatus
Lineage: Eukaryota; Metazoa; Chordata; Actinopteri; Gobiiformes; Gobiidae
Gene: llgl1
Product: LLGL scribble cell polarity complex component 1
Exons: 24
Coding region: 408-3602 (1064 amino acids)
Biological process (GO): cortical actin cytoskeleton organization; regulation of Notch signaling pathway; establishment of spindle orientation
Cellular component (GO): cortical actin cytoskeleton; plasma membrane; cytoplasm
Molecular function (GO): myosin II binding; GTPase activator activity
Source: RefSeq, a predicted model, not a curated record
GCUGCCUGUGUGUGUGGGUGUUUCUGAAUAAUUGGGAGCAGAUUUCUUCACACUCAUUGGUUAAGAAUGACGGGGUCCGUGUGAACCGAGUGGAAGGGGGGCUGUGGUCAAACCCACUGCGACCCAGGCAGCUUUAGGAGGGGAAAGAGGAGGGCGGUGAGUCGAUCCGAGCCGAGCCGCAGCAGCAGCAGCAGCUCCAGCCCCGCACGGCCCCGCACAGCCCCGCUCAGCCCCGCUCAGCCCCGCUCCAGCUGCAGCCCGGGCUAAUUCUGAGCUAAUAGUCCGUUAGCAUCUUAGCAUCGCCUGCAGAGCGCCACGGCCGUGUUUGUCCCCGUGAAUCCCGGACUCUCUCCCCCGGGUGGUCCCCUCUUUCCCCCGCAGCUUCUUUUCUCUGCUCCAGCCUCAAAAUGAUGAAGUUUCGGUUUCGUCGGCAGGGCACAGACCCGCAGAGAGAGAAGAUAAAACAGGAGCUUUUCGCUUUUAACAAGACUGUGGAGCAUGGAUUCCCCCACCAGCCCAGCGCUUUGGCCUUUGACCCCAAGCUGCAACUUAUGGCCAUUGGUACCAAGUCGGGAGCCAUCAAAGUAUAUGGAGCCCCAGGUGUGGAGUUCACCGGCCUGCACAAAGAUACCACUGCUGUUACACAAAUUCACUUUCUGCCCGGACAGGGUCGUCUGCUGUCCCUGCUGGACGACAACACCAUCCACCUGUGGGAGCUCGCGGCCGGAGCGCCUAAAGAAGUGGGCGGGGUUAAAAGACAGGGCGUGGUUUGUUUGCAGGAAGUGGGAAGUUACGUGCUCCCAGGGCGACCGGGCAUUGAGAGCUGCAGUGCCACCCGGGUGACGGUGCUGCUCCUGUUGAGACCAUGUGACUUGCUGUGCAUCGGGACAGAGGGAGGGGGCGUAUAUGUUCUAGAUCUCUCCAGUUUUACACUAAAGGACAGCCAGACGCUACUGCAGGAUCUGGUGGUGCAGAGUCUUCCGGAGGACUACAGAUGUGGGAAGUCACUGGGGCCGGUCGAGUCUCUUCAGGAACAUCCUCAGCAGCCGGCGAAGAUCCUCAUUGGCUACAGCCGCGGCCUGGUCGUGCUAUGGGACCUGAGCGAGUGCAAAGUAGAGCAGCUCUUUUUGGGGAAUAAGCAAUUGGAGAGUCUAGUGUGGGAACGCUCGGGUAACCUGUUUGUCAGUUCACAUAACGAUGGAAGUUACUCUGUUUGGCCUGUUACCAGCGGCAACACCUGCAGCCCACAGCCCGUCUCCUCCACGACGCCAUACGGGCCAUUUCCGUGCAAAGCUAUUAACAAGAUUUUAUGGAGGACAACGCAGACGGGGUCCCCAGUGUUGUUAUACAGUGGAGGGAUGCCCCGAGCCAGCUACGGCGAUCGCCACUGUCUGACCAUUCAGCAAGACAAAGACCACGUCACGCUGGACUUCACAUCCAGAGUCAUCGAUUUCUUCACUGUUCACUGUAUAGAGCAGGAGAAUGAGUGUGAUGACCCCACCGCGCUGGUAGUUUUACUCGAAGAGGAGCUGGUUGUCAUAGAUCUACAGACCCCCGGCUGGCCCACCCUCCCCACACCGUACCUGGCUCCCCUUCACUCCUCCGCCAUCACCUGCUCCUGUCACAUCGCAAACGUGCCGCCCAAACUCUGGGAGCGGCUGAUCAAUGCGGGUAAAGCGCAACAGAGCCGCCAGCAGACGACCAAGAGCUGGCCCAUAUGUGGAGGGAAAAACCUGGCGCCUCCUCCUAAACAGCAAGAGCUGCUAUUGACCGGUCAUGAGGACGGGACGGUGCGUUUUUGGGAUGCUUCAGGUGUGGCGCUCACCCCUCUGUACAAACUGAGCACAGCCAAUGUCUUCCACACGGACUGCGACCCCUGCGACGACCCCCACGACCCCUGCGACGACCCCGACAUGCAACAAGAGGAGGAGUGGCCCCCCUUCAGAAAGGUUGGCUGUUUUGACCCGUACAGCGAUGACCCCAGACUCGGCAUCCAGAAGAUCAGUCUGUGCAAGUACAGCAACAAACUGGUGGUGGCUGGAACUGCUGGACAGGUAAUAGUUUUGGGGCUGAGUGACGAGCGAUCGGAUCACCUGGUGGACGUGGCUGUGGUGGACUUGCUGCAGGACAGAGAGGGCUUCACGUGGAAAGGACACGACCGGUUAGACCCGCGGCUCAAACCUCCGCCUUUCCCUCCCGGGUUUCAACCUCUGGUGCUGGUGCAGUGCAUGCCCCCGGCCUCCGUCACCGCGGUGGCUCUACAUGCGGAGUGGAACCUCAUCGCCUUCGGGACGAGCCACGGGUUCGGUCUGUUCGACUACCACAGGAGGAACGCCGUGCUGGCCAGGUGUACGCUCCAUCCAAACGACUCCCUGGCCAUGGAAGGUCCCCUCUCCAGAGUCAAGUCUUUAAAGAAAUCCUUACGGCAGAGCUUCAGGCGCAUCCGCAAGAGUAGAGUCUCUGGAAAGAAACGUGCCAUCACCACGCCAACCAGCAAGGUUCAAGAAGCCAACGCAGCUUUAGCAGAGCAGGAGGAUGUGGCUCCCAUCCAGAGGAGAAUUGAACCGCGUUCAGCAGACGACUCUCUCACUGGAGUCGUCCGCUGUCUUUGCUUUGCCGACACUUUCCUACGAGACGGUACGCACCACGGUCCUACCCUGUGGGCGGGCACUAACUCGGGCAGCGUCUACGCCUACGCCCUGGAGGUCCCCGGGGUGGGAGUGGCUCGUGCGGGCGAGAGAGGAGGACACAGCGAUAACAGCGCUUGUGUGGAGGCCGUACUGGGGAAGGAGAUCCAGCUGAUGCACCGCGCCCCUGUGGUCUCCAUCAGUGUCCUGGACGGGAGGGGGAAGCCUCUGCCCGACCCCUACGAGGCGUCCCAGGACCUGGCCAUCGCUCCGGACAUGACAAACGCUCACUCAGUCCUCAUCGCGUCAGAGGAGCAGCUCAAGGUGUUCUCUCUUCCCAAAGUGAGCGCUAAGACUAAGUUCAAGCUGACGGCGCAUGAGGGGUGUCGGGUGCGUAAAGUGGCCCUGGUCGUGUUCAGCUCCACGGCUCAGGAGGAUUACAGCGAACACACCCUGGUCUGCCUCACCAACCUGGGAGACAUGCACCUGUUCAACAUCCCAGCCCUCCGACCGCAGGUGCGCUACGACUGCAUACGUAAAGAAGACAUCAGUGGGAUCGCGUCUUGUGUCUUUACUAAAAAUGGACAAGGUUUCUACUUGAUUUCACCGUCGGAGUACGAGAGAUUUUCCCUUUCAGCUAAAGUUAUCACAGAACCACUCUGCUCGAUUCAGCUGGAGCGCCCCCUAGAGCUCACACACAACAGCGACGGUAAACUGAAGGCCAACGGAACCCACAAGAACCAGCUGGGACAGGCCGAGGGACACACAGUGGAGCCUCUGAGUGGCCUGUCCUCUCCGGUGCUGGACACUCCUCUGGACUCUCCCCUGAGCUGUGCUGACCUCACCCUGGACACCACCGGGGAGCUGACGGCAGAGGACGUCCGGGACUUUCUCACGACGGUGGACGAGGCCGAGCAUAAUCUGAAGAACAUCACAGAAGAGGACGGGCGAUCUCCUGGUAUCCUCAUCAACUGAAGAGUCCUGCGCGACGACGAGCUCACGCAACCUUCACGGACUUAAUCGUGUGCUGGAUCUCCCAUCAUCCCACUGUGAACGCCACUGCACUGGGACACACCGAUCACCACACAUCUUUAUAAACGCGUCACCGAGACCGAGACCGAGACUGAGGCGGAGGAACCUUCAGCUGCAAACAAACUGGAACAUGGGAAUCGUAGUCCGCUGUGCCACUGACCGGAGCGUGGAACCCCGUUGUGGACUACAUUCCCGCUUCCCGAGACUGAACUUGGUGUAUUUUUUUGCGUUGACGGUUUUCCGGUGCACACUCACUCGCGGUUGUGAUGGACUAUUGUGCACGCUGCUUACACAUCACUGCUAUAAAAACCAUAAAGAAAAAGGACUGAUUGAGUAUUACAUAUUGUAGCAUCUCUCUUUUCUGUGCCAAUAUGAAUAUUUUCAAUUGCCUUACCCAGUCUGUUAUGGGCCCCACUUAAAAAAAAACAACUCAUUUGGUGUUGACACGUUGCCAAACCUGCUUGAUAAAACUGUCGAUCCACAGUUAACGCAUCAUGUUUUUGUAUAGCUUUCUUGGGAAUGUAGACGUAUAUUUUAUUAACGCAGAUGUCUUUAAAAAGAA